This is a messenger RNA of Thalassophryne amazonica, 2076 nucleotides long. It is a transcript of the gene elk3, whose product is annotated as ETS transcription factor ELK3. Gene Ontology annotation, cellular component: nucleus. NCBI's taxonomy places the organism in Eukaryota, Metazoa, Chordata, Actinopteri, Batrachoidiformes, Batrachoididae. The record is from RefSeq and is a predicted model, not a curated record. Gene Ontology annotation, biological process: cell differentiation; regulation of transcription by RNA polymerase II. Gene Ontology annotation, molecular function: DNA-binding transcription factor activity, RNA polymerase II-specific; sequence-specific DNA binding.
ACGUGAGUCAGCGGCUCCAUGUGUGCAGACCGUCAGUGGGCAGCAGGGGAGGAAAAGCGUGUUUACACAGACGGCAGAGCGCCUGGGGAAUCGUCGGGGAGAGGAAGUGAGCCGGCUCUGUGUCUGCCUGCUCCAACUUCCUGCUCAGAAAAAGAAAAAAGCCCAGGAUCCGAUUUCAGCCCAGCACAGGCAGCGAGGAGCAACAGUAAGCAUGGAAAAGCGAGGAAUCACACCAGCAACUCCGUAAAGCUUCGCGGAGGAGAAACCGAGUGAGACAUCGCAGGUAUGGACAGUGCCAUCACUCUGUGGCAGUUCCUGCUGCAGUUGCUGUUGGAUCAAAGUCACAAGCACCUGAUUUGCUGGACGUCUACAGAUGGCGAGUUCAAGCUGCUGAAAUCAGAGGAAGUAGCCAAACUGUGGGGGCUACGGAAGAACAAGACCAACAUGAACUAUGACAAGCUGAGCAGAGCCCUGCGCUACUACUAUGACAAGAAUAUUAUCAAGAAGGUGAUUGGCCAGAAGUUUGUGUACAAGUUUGUAUCCUUCCCCGAGAUCCUGAAAAUGGACCCCCAGGCAGUGGAGAUGGGCCUGGCUUCUGGGAGGUUCCCUCUCCAAGAAGGUGAAGUCCCAGAGCUGGAGGUAGAAGAGGAGGAGGAAGAGGAAGCAGAGGAUGAAGCCCAGAGGAGAACUCUGGCAGGCCUCGCGGCGCAGCCUUGUCGGAACGACUAUCUUCGCUCGGGUCUCUACUCCUCGUUCAGCAUCAGCUCCCUGCAAAAUCAGCCAGAGCUGCUCCGAGCCCUCAGGGAGCGCCAAGAGGAACCCCGCUCCGUCAUCUGCUUUGGUGCCAACGGGAGGAGUCCCCCCUCUUCUGCCAAGCCCGAGUCCCGUCUUAUCUCCAGAUCAUCCAAACUCCCUCCUCGUUCCCACUCCCCAUCCUCUCCGAGCGCUCAACCUCCGCAGCCCAGCAGGAGCUGGAGCCCCGCCGUCGUCAAGGAGGAGGACUCUGACUCAGACCAGAAUGCUCAGCCCCUCAACCUCUCCUCAGGACACAGAGAGCGAGCGCUGCAGCCUCCGGAGAAGAGGAGCAGCAGUGGUAGAAGUAGUACUGGUAGUAAUAGUGAUCAAGGAGAUGGACUCCCAUCAAAAAGCAAAAAGCCCAAAUCUCUGGAGAUCUCCGCCCCAUCUUUACUGCUUGCAGGCAGCGACAUCGGCUCCAUCGCCCUCAACAGUCCAGCGCUGCCCUCCGGCUCCCUCACUCCAGCCUUCUUCACUGCACAGACUCCCUCUGGUUUACUGCUGGCUCACAGUCCACUGUUGUCUGGCAUUCACUUCUGGAGCAGCCUCAGCCCCGUCGCCCCGCUCAGCCCCGCCCGGCUGCAGGGACACGGCUCCCUCUUCCAGUUCCCCAGUCUAAUCAACGGACACAUGCCUGUCCCCCUGCCAAACCUGGAAGGAACUCCCUCCUCCCUGCUCCUGUCCCCCACCACCCACAAAUCCUGAUCCAGGGUGUGUGAAAACCUCCAGUCUUCAUCUCAUUUUUAAAGUUUUUCAGCCUCCUCCCCCAUCACCAGCCAUCUCCUGUUUGUCUUAAAGCUUCAUGUAAAUCCUAAAAGACAGCAUGCUGUUUUUUGUUUUGUUUUAUUUGUUUUUUUUGCAAUCAAUUUGCUUCAGAUUCCAGAGAUUAAAGCACUUGGUAAAAGCCAUAAGUCACGACGUCUGAGAGACGCCUGGCUCUUUGUGACAGUUCCACACGACCCGGUCUGUGACGGACAGCAAAAUACCAGCCCGCCGCUCGUACCCUUUCCUUCAAAGUUCAUCACAACGUGAAGGUGUUUCACUUGUGUGGUAUUGUAUGCACUAUGCUUUUCGGAUAGUACCGGCUGUGCCUUGUCUUAUCUCUUUUCUUUUUCAUAAAAACAACCUUUAAUGAAGACGAGAUUUGAAAUCAAAUGAAAAUCUUUGUAACACUUGUAAUUUGCUCUUUUUUAUACUGGACUUGGUAUACAGUAUGUAUUCUGUAUAAUUUUUGUAUUGUGAAGAAUGUCUUGUCAUUUCCAAUAAACAGCAUUGAAUGCU